GCAUGGCUACGUGUCCGGGGGAGUCGCCAGACAGCUCGAUAUUACGAGCUUUCCGAUAUUUGGAGGCGUGUGUCAUAUCUGUUGUGCAGCAAUGCCCCCGAUCCGUGGCUUGGCCUACACCUAGCCGAUAUGUCGUGGGACCCCUCGCGUCUGCAGGAAGUCAUCUGAAGGAUAUAUAUACUCAUUGAUCUCCUCGAGAUCGUAGCAGAGCCUAUCGCCUCUCCCUACCAUGGAUCACCUCGUCACAGUACUCGCCUUCGCGCUGCUAUGUCUCCUGUACGCGGCCUUGAGGGCGCGGAACAGGGCUGUCUUGGCUGAUCUACCUGGGCCACGACCAGAGUCGUUCUUAAUGGGAAACCUCGCCGAGCUGCACAAAGAAGAGGCGGGCAAGGCAGACUUCAGGUAUCAAGCUGAAUUCGGAGGUGUUGCGAGGAUCAAAGCACCUUUUGGAGUUGACAUGCUAUGGAUCUGCGACCCCAAAGCUCUGCAGUAUAUCUACCAAACUUCCGGUUAUAAUUUCCCCAAGCAGCCCGAACGUCGAGUCCUGUCAGGACUGAUGGGCGAUCAUGGACUAACAUGGGCAGAGGGUGAAACGCAUAAACGGCAGCGGAAAGUAAUGCUACCUGCGUUCGGCUCUCCUGAAGCCAAGGCUUUGUUGCCUGUCUUCGACCACUAUGCUGAACAGGUGACGCUGAAGUGGCGAGAAAUCAUCGAGGGUUCUCCGGAUCAGACAGCAGUGUUGAAUGUCAUCAAGCUGAUUGCCCCCGCCACACUCGACGCGAUUGGCGAAGCUGCUUUUGACUACAAACUCGGGUGCAUGGAAAACUCCGAGAACGAGCUCGCGCAGGCUUACAGCAGUCUCGUAGCAGGCAUUUUCUCGAGCCCGUCAAAGUCAAAGUUGUUCUGGAUUAGCGUCGCCCACUACAUCCCCAUGCGCGUUGCUGAAUGGCUAUACGCCAACUUGCCGGGGAAGGGCCUUGACAAGGCUCGCCAGAACAAGCGAGCGGCACACACGGUGGCUCGGCAACUACUCGAUUCGAAGUCAGAGGCGUUGUUGCAAAGCAAGGGCAGCCGAGACGUCAUGAGCAUCAUUGUGAGAGCGAACACGUCCGAAAAUGAGAAGACGAAACUGGCCGACGAUGAGAUGAUAGCCCAGAUGAGGACGAUCAUGCUUGCUGGACAAGAGACAGGCUCAAACACGCUCAGCUUCGCGCUCUACGAGCUUGCCAGGAAUCCGCAUUACCAAGAACGCCUGAGAGUGGAGAUCCGUACUAUGGAACAAGCCAUUCGCGAGCGAAACGGUAUCACGUUCACGGCAUCUGACUUCGAUGGUAUGCCGUUCCUGCAAGCAUUUGUGCGCGAGGUUUUGCGCUAUCAUCCUGCGGUGCCGCACAACUAUAGGCAAGCCGCAAAAGACGAUGUCAUCCCUCUGUCGAAGCCCAUCAGGACCUUGUCUGGCAAGAUUGUCGAUGAAAUACCUAUUCCCAAGGGUACCCGAGUAACCCUGUCUUUGGCCGCAUAUAACAGGGAGAAAGACAUCUGGGGCGAAGACGCGCAUGUAUUCAACCCGGAACGCUUCCUGAACUUUUCUGGCAAGCGUGGCCCGACCGUAGGUGUAUUCGCUAAUAUCCUGACCUUCUCGGGUGGUAUUCAUGCCUGCAUUGGCUGGCGUCUUGCGAUACUCGAACUGCAGAGUUUCCUGGUUCAAUUGGUAUCGAACUUCGAGUUCGGUCUGACAGAAGAGCUGAAGCGCCUACGAAGAGAGAAUGCCCUCGUCAUGGUACCCACCCUAGAAGGAGAACCAGAGAAGGGUGUUCAGCUCCCGCUGAAGAUAUCUUUUGCUGCUCAAUGCUAGUGUAAUCCGGCGUCGCUGGUGAUCUGUCGUACAUUGUUUGAGCGACGAGCUACGAUUCUGGGGCUAGGCCUAAAGCACAGUACUAGUAGAAUAUCCGUCACAAUGAUGAUCUCUUGUUCGCGUUU
Messenger RNA from Fomitopsis serialis, 1980 nucleotides. RefSeq names its product cytochrome P450. Bases 230 to 1855 code for a protein of 541 amino acids. Gene Ontology annotation, molecular function: iron ion binding; heme binding; monooxygenase activity. The record is from RefSeq and is a predicted model, not a curated record. Lineage: Eukaryota; Fungi; Basidiomycota; Agaricomycetes; Polyporales; Fomitopsidaceae. The transcript has 13 exons.